Molecule: messenger RNA, 2865 nt
Organism: Etheostoma spectabile (orangethroat darter)
Lineage: Eukaryota; Metazoa; Chordata; Actinopteri; Perciformes; Percidae
Gene: poll
Product: polymerase (DNA directed), lambda
Biological process (GO): double-strand break repair via nonhomologous end joining
Cellular component (GO): nucleus
Molecular function (GO): DNA binding; DNA-directed DNA polymerase activity
Source: RefSeq, a predicted model, not a curated record
GCCACUGGUGCCCCCCUUCAAGAAACAAGAUGGAGCCUCGUCACGGGAUUAUAAAAGCCUUCCCCAAAGUUAAAAGAGCCAAAGUGUUACCGAGAAAGGAUGCACCUCCAGUAAAGAAGAAACUUGAAGAAUGUGAUAUCUCAGGAAGCAUUUUUACUGGUGUUACAGUGUACAUCUUGCCUGCUGGAAUAGGAACUGCCAGAUGCCAAAUCUUUCAAAGACAAAUUCAGCAGAAUGGAGGACAGACGGAGAGUUCACUGUGUCCCAGUGUCACUCAUGUUGUUGUGGAUGACAACAUGAACAGGGACAGGGCUCUGCGCUUACUGAAAGUGCAUUGUAUGCCCUCUGGAGUCCAACUGGUGAAAUGCAUUUGGUUGAGCUUGUGCAUCAGUGAGAAACAAAUGCUGGAAGUUGACAGCUACAGCCUUAUUUCACCCAAGAGGGAAUCUGAAACCAAACAUGACAAUAUUAAAGAAGAGGAAUCGAAUGUAAAGCCUGCUGCAGAAGCUAUUGCAGAACCAGUGUCUGAUCAGGCCAGGCAAGAGGAGACCAUAGACAUGACAGUCACUAAGGAGGACGUGCGAGGAGACGAAGACGGCGUCUCACAGAGUGACCUGGAAGCUCUCAUCACUGGCCAGCACCCUAAAGAGGAGACUCCUGGCCCCAGCCUAGACCCUGGUUCAGACUCUGCUGCUCAGCAGGCGCUCUCAGGGAAGUGGGUCUGUGCCCAGUCCUCUCAGUCCAAAAGUAAUAACUUCAACAAACACAUCACAGACAAACUAGAAGUGCUGGCCAAGGCCUACACACACCAGGGAGACCGGUGGAGGGCGCUGGGCUACUCCAAGGCUGUCAACGCACUGAAGAGUUACCACAAGCCUAUUACAUCAUAUCAGGAAGCUUGUCAGAUCCCAGGAAUUGGAAAACGCAUGGCUGACAAAAUUGAUGAGAUCAUGGAGAGCGGUCACUUGCGGAAACUGGACCACCUCGGGGAGGCUGUGCCAGUGUUGGAGCUUUUUACUAACAUCUGGGGUGCAGGAGCUAAAACUGCCCAGCUGUGGUACCAACAGGGAUUUCGCACAUUGGAGGACAUCCGCACAAAAGCCCACCUAAGCAACACUCAGAAAAUAGGACUCAAGCACUACGAUGACUUUCUAGACCGAAUGCCCAGAGAAGAAGCAGCAGCCAUAGAAAAAGUGGUGAGAGAUGCUGUCCAGGCCAUAGACCCAGGCCUCUUGGCAAUGGCAUGUGGCUCCUACCGUCGGGAAAAGGCCACAUGUGGAGAUGUGGACAUACUUAUAACUCAUCCUGAUGGCAAGUCCCACAAGGGGGUUUUCAGCAAAGUUUUACAGAGUCUUCAUGACAGUGGGUUUUUGACAGACGACCUGGUGAGUCAUGAGGAGAACGGAGAGCAGAAGAAAUACAUGGGUGUGUGCCAUUUGCCAGGACCCGGCCACCGCCACCGCAGGCUUGACAUUAUAGUAGUGCCCUACAAUGAAUUUGCCUGUGCUCUCAUGUAUUUCACCGGGUCGGCACACUUUAACCGCUCAAUGAGAGCCCUGGCAAAGACAAAAAAAAUGAGCUUAUCAGAGCACUCGCUAAACAAAGAUGUGGUGCGUCAGGGUAACUUGAAGGUGUAUAGUGGCACGUCAUUUGCUACACCAACAGAGAAGGAUGUUUUUAGUCUUUUAGGCGUACCUUACAGACAACCUCAUGAAAGAGACUGGUGAAGAUUUGCCAAUCACCAAGCCUGUCACAAUGCCUUGUCAGGUUUUUAUACAGAAAUCAUGAUAAUGAAUGAUAACAAUGGUAACUCAUGGUAACAAUCAUGCUCUAUCAGUUUUAAGGAUGUUUUACUGCUGUACAGAUCAUUCAAGAGCCCUGUGUGACUUGAAUGCUAAUUUAAUUCUACAGAUUAUAAGGUUGAGUUCACUCAAAUCUCCUAAACAACACAUUUUUCUUUCUUAAUUGUUGAAGUGAUCUGUGCUGAGGUUGUGAGAUGUUCACCUCUGAAACCCCUGCUGCCACCCCAAUACAACCCAAUGAAUGGGAUUGAGUUAUAGGGUCCAGAGCCUUUGAGAGUAAUAAUGUUUAUUUUGAAGGGAUUGUUUCCGUUUUUUCAGCGGACAGCAGUUGGAUUAAGUCAAGUAACAAAGAAUAUUGUUAAGAUAAAAUGACUUGUUACACAAGGCUGGCAGCAGAAGUUUUAAAGAAGAAUAUUCUAACACAUUAACAUGUUAAAGGUGCCCUGGUACACAAAACCAUUUUUUACUUGUAUUUUAAUUUAAAUAUGUUAGGUCCAUAAGUGUUAUGUCGUGAAUGUGAAAAUGAAAUGCCACCUCCUCUGUCAGCCACUAAAGAGAUAUAAGCGGAGGAAUCAGCCCAAUUAUAAUUACAAAAGCUGGUCGGUCUGACGUCAUGUUGCCUGAGCUCAUUACUAUUCAUGAGCUCGCCCAGCUGCGCUAGGUAAAGGAUACUGAUAGCCUCAUUGGCUAGCUGUUAGCCAAUCAGAGUCAAGCAGCUUAGCUCGUUGAAUAUCAACGACAACUGGCACAAAUCGAGUCUUCCUGCAGGCUUUCUAUACCACAUUAGAAUGGCUUGAAACAUGUUAACCAAGGCAUUUUUUCCACAAAAAUUUUUAAAAUCCUUGGUAGAACUUCAGAUAUUACCACAAAGUAAUGAAAUUCGUGGGCAGGGCACCUUUUGAUCGCAAACUAUGUGCAGGAGUGGAUGCCUCUAGAAGUAAAUGGAAAUAUUUGUGAUUGUGCAAGUUGAGUGAACACAGUAUACAGAAAUUUUAAUAUGGGUGAUGCUUGAUGUCGUAUAUUUUAUGAAAGAUGAAUAAUGGUAAUAAAGUAUAUCAAAGGG